CAGGCUCCUCCAUCACCACAUCCACCACCUCCUCUCCUCAUCCUGCACUCGACUCUCCUCGUCGUAGUAGUGUUCGAUCGUGUGUGUGCAAGUACAGCAAUGGGGUUUGGGCGGAAGGUUGGAGAGGGUGGGGUUAGCAGGUGGCUCCUCCUGCUCGCCGGGGUGCUGCUGGCGGUGGCUGUCACGGUGACGGCCGGUGACGCUGCGGAGGAGGGAGCCACCGCUGGCGACUACAGCCUCCACGGUAGCCAAGCUAUGUGCGAGCUCAAGUGCCAGCAUCAUCAUGAUCCAGUGAACAAGAAGCGGUGCGUUGACUUCUGCAUACGGUGGCAGCUAGCGCUACCAUUUGAUGCUGCGGAGGAGGGAGCCACCGCGGGCGAGGACAGCCUCCACGGUAGCCGAGCUAUGUGCGAGCUCAAGUGCCAGCAUCAUCAUGAUCCAGUGAACAAGAAGCGGUGCGUCGACUUCUGCAUACGGUGGCAGCUAGCGCUACCGUUUGACGCGGUGGAGGAGGGAGCCACCGCGGGCAAAGACAGCCUCCACGGUAGCCGAGCUAUGUGCGAGCUCAAGUGCCAGCAUCAUCAUGAUCCAGUGAACAAGAAGCGGUGCGUCGACUUCUGCAUACGGUGGCAGCUAGCACUACUGUUUGACGUUAAGGAGGAGGAUGGAGCUAGCGCCACCGACACCAUCACCGCUGGUGAGGUCGGCGUCUGCGCCAACCGGCGUAUAUGCAAGAUCAAGUGCCAGCACCAUCACGACCAGGUGAACAGCAACCGGUGCACCGACUUCUGCAUAGGGUACCAAGUGGCACUAGAUGCCAUUAUGGAGAAUGGAGCCACCGCCACCGUCACCGCUGGUGAGGACACGUUACGCGGUAGCAGGCGUACGUGCGAGCUCAAGUGUCAGCACCACCAUAACCCGGUGAACAAGAAGAGGUGCGUCGACUUCUGCAUUCGGUACCAGCUGGCACUGCAUGAUAUCAAUGAUGGAACCACCGCCGCCGCUGCCGGCGGAGCCAUCCGCCAGGUGGUGUGACGCCGGCGCGUGCAUGGACGGCAUGAAUAAGGGCCUAAGUACGUGUCGCUGGAUAUUUACAGACUGCUCGUGUGCGUUUGUCUUUUACGUUGAUGUGUGUGUGAUGUGUGAGAGGCCCUGACCGAAGCUUACAUAUUCGGUUUCACUAGUACUUGUUGUCUCUGGUUCUACUGCGUUUUUACGAGCCUUUGCAAGUGAGUUGCCAGUUGUGAUGAAUAAAAUGGCAGGCUUUUUCGUUCA
Setaria italica (foxtail millet) is the source of this 1275-nucleotide messenger RNA. RefSeq names its product antimicrobial peptides. Lineage: Eukaryota; Viridiplantae; Streptophyta; Magnoliopsida; Poales; Poaceae. The record is from RefSeq and is a predicted model, not a curated record. Bases 100 to 1035 code for a protein of 311 amino acids. Gene Ontology annotation, biological process: defense response to fungus. The transcript has 2 exons.